CUUUGAAAACUGCUCCAAUGGCAAAUACACUUCAACUCAACCACUGCAACCAAGGUAUUUUGAUGAGCAUGUACAAUGCCACAUUAUUGCCUAUUGCAACUUGGUCAAAAACACACAGAAAAAUAGCCCCCAUCUCUUCCAACAGCCCAGUAAUGGCUCUAAAUAAUAGUAAUAUUGAUUACAAAAAAGGUGUAAAGUACCUAGUUGACAAUUCAAAGAACAUGAAAAUGCUGCCUUCCCAGUUUGUUUUGCCAAUUCCAGAAGGUGAAAGGCCAUCAUUGGCCAUUGAUGGUUCCAUUCCAGUUAUAGAUUUGAGUGGCCUCAAUGGACCUGUUGAACAACGACUAUCAACUAUACAUGCCAUUAGUUCUGCAUGUGCUCUAUGGGGAUUCUUUAGGGUGACUAAUCAUGGUAUAAAGGUCUCCCUCAUGGAUGGAAUGCUUAAAGUCAUGGAAGAUUUUUUCAAUCUUCCAUUAGAAGAGAAAAUGAGAUAUGGUUCAGAUGAUGUGAUGGAUCCAGUUAGAUAUGGAACAAGUUUGACCACUACCAGAAAGCAUGCCCUUCAUUGGAGGGACUUUCUCAGGCACUAUGGUGGUCUAAUUCCACAUACCUAUCACCUUUGGCCGGAUAAUCCUCCUACCUACAGGGACGUUGCAAAAGAGUACUUAAAGGAAGUUUGGCAACUUGCGGUAAUAAUAUUUGGUGCAAUAUCAGAAGGAUUAGGGCUUGAUCCAGAUUACAUAGAGAGUUCACUUGGAAAUGAAGGAACUCAAUUGAUAAUUUCAAAUUAUUAUCCAGCAUGUCCUGAGCCAAACAAGACAUUGGGACUUGCUCCACAUUCAGAUCAUGGUGGUCUCACUAUUGUGAUGGACAAUGGCAUUCCUGGCUUGCAAAUUAAACGCAAUCAAACAUGGUACUCUGUCCCCAGUAUACCUGGCACUUUUGUUGUCAAUCUAGGAGAUUUUUUGGAGGUAUUGAGUAAUGGAAAGUACAAGAGCGUAGAGCAUCGAGCAAUAGUAAGUGCGGAGGCGGUUCGGAUCUCUAUAGCAGUGGGUCAUGGCCCAGAAAUGGACGCAAUAGUUCAGCCUGCAAGCCCACUUAUCAAAGAAAAGAGUGAAAGCAAUUAUCGGCCCAUUGUUUACAAGGACUAUAUUAGAGCCCAACAAAGCACUAUUAAGAGAGGGAAAAGUGCCUUGGAUGAGAUAAUGAACAACUAAAUUUGAAGUUACGUCAAUCCU
This is a messenger RNA of Solanum verrucosum, 1238 nucleotides long. RefSeq names its product 2-oxoglutarate-dependent dioxygenase 19-like. The record is from RefSeq and is a predicted model, not a curated record. Lineage: Eukaryota; Viridiplantae; Streptophyta; Magnoliopsida; Solanales; Solanaceae. The coding region runs from base 18 to 1217 and encodes 399 amino acids. The transcript has 4 exons.